UGGGCUCUGGUGAGUUGGGGUUUGCUGUGUUGGGGUCUGAGGGCUGGCGCUGGGCGCCGGAGGCGGCCGCAGGCCUCGCCCCCCCCCAGCGGCGCAGGUGCAGGCGCCGCCCCUCGCCCCCCGCCCGGCCCCUCCCGGCCGCGCUCGGCUCCUGUCGGCUCCUGUCGGCUCCUGUCGCCGCCCCUCGCCUCCCUUCGGCUGCGCUCGGCCCCGCUCGGCCCCGCUCGGCUCCCGGCGGCGCUGCGGCAGGAUGCGGGGCUGCGGCGCGCUGCGGGGGCUGCCGCUGCUGCUGCUGCUGCUGCUGCUGCCCGGCACCGCCACCGGCACCAACACCGCCACCAACACCGGCACCGGCACCUCCACCGGCACCAACACCGGCACCGGCAGCGCCCCGGCAGGGAACUUCUUGGAGGAUGAGCAGUGGCUGUCCUCCAUCGCGCAGUACGGCGGCCGCAUCCGGCACUGGAACCGCUUCCGAGACGAGGUGGAGGAUGACUACAUCAGGAGCUGGGAGGACGGGCAGCCCACGGAUGAAGCGCUGGACACCACCAAGGACCCGUGCCAGAAGGUGAAAUGCAGCCGGCACAAGGUGUGCGUGGCGCAGGGCUACCAGCGCGCCAUGUGCAUCAGCCGCAAGAAGCUGGAGCACAGGAUCAAGCAGCGCGGGGGCUGCAAGCCCUGCCACGCCGCCCCGCUGGCGCCCGUCUGCGGCUCCGACGGCCACACGUACAGCUCGGCGUGCAAGCUGGAGCAGCAGGCGUGCCUGGCUGGCAAGCAGCUGACAGCGCGGUGCGAAGGGCAGUGCCCCUGCCCGGCCCCCGCUGACAGCAAGCAGGAGCUGUGCACGGGGCAGGACCUCGCCGACCUGGGCGAGCGGCUGCGCGACUGGUUCCAGCUGCUGCGGGAGAACGCCAAGCACAACGGCUCCGGCAGCGGCCCCCCUGGCACCGCGCUGGCGGCCGGCUGCAAGGAGGCGGUGGGGUGGAUGUUCGGGCGGCUGGACACCAGCGGGGACCGGUACCUGGAGCAGCCCGAGCUGGCGGCCAUCAACCUGGACAAGUACGAGGCGUGCGUGCGCGCCUUCUUCAACUCCUGCGAUGCCUCCCGGGACGGCCGCGUCUCCGCCGCCGAGUGGUGCUUCUGCUUCUGGAGGGAAAAGCCGCCGUGCCUGCGGGAGCUGGAGAGGCUGCAGAUGCAAGAAGCCGCCCAAAAGGCACCGGGCGCCUUCGUCCCCAGCUGCGACGAGGAUGGGUACUACCGGCGGGCGCAGUGCGCGCCGGGCGGCGGGGAGUGCUGGUGCGUGGACCAGCAGCACGGCACCGAGCUGAGCGGCACCCGCGCCCGCGGCCGCCCCGACUGCGAGGACACCACCGGCUUUUCGGGAGACUUCGGCAGCAGCGUGGGCUGGGAGGACGAGGAGGAGAAGGAGCCCGAGGAGGCCGCUGAGGAGGCUGAGGAAGAGGAGGCCGAGGCGGGCGAGGGCGACGACGGAGGCUACAUCUGGUAGAAGCGGAGGGGGGGAGGCACGGCCCGGGGCGGGGGCAGCCUCCCCUCCCCGGAGCCCCCCCCCCAGAACAGCGCGUGGGGGGCAGCCCCCCCGGCCCCAGGGGUGGGAUGGGGCGAGGGGGCGCUCGCCCGGGCCGGCCCCACGGCGGGCAGGGGGGGUUUGGGGGGGUUGGGGGGAAGCAAGCGAGCGGCGUGGGGCCGAGCUCGCACCCCCCUCCCUUUGCGCUUUUUUAUUUUAUUUUAUUUUAUUUGGGGGGGGUAGAACCUAGCGUGGUCAGCGACGGCACUAAUAAAUGAAAAUUGGGACAGAAAAUGGGGAAAAAGAAACAAAACCAACCAGAAUCCACCCCCCACCCCCAAGCUGCCCCCCUAACCUUGCCCCCUCCAUCUCCGUGCUGUGCUCGCGCUGCUGCGGUGUUGUGAAAUAAACGCCCCGUGCUGUGUCCAACA
Molecule: messenger RNA, 1956 nt
Organism: Anas platyrhynchos (mallard)
Lineage: Eukaryota; Metazoa; Chordata; Aves; Anseriformes; Anatidae
Source: RefSeq, a predicted model, not a curated record